CUUAGUUUUUUAUCAAUCAUGAUGUAGUGGACAUCAAGAAUCAAAGUAAUCAAGUCUGCUUCGGUGAUACAACAAAUAUUGUGCCGAUGAUAUAUUAUAUAUAGUAAAAAUGAAAAAAAUCGUGAAAAUGAGUGUGAUACGAACAAUUAGUUAUUUAACAUUAAUAGUAACAAUAUCAGCUUUACCAAUUAAAAAUCAAAUUAUUGAAGUCCCAGAUUUAAUAAUAGAGCCAGAAAUUAUUAAAGUAGCUAACUUAAAUGUAACGGAAAUAAAAGAAUCAAAUGAUACUGUUGUGAUUGAUAAAACUGAACAGAAUAUUUUAAAAAAUUCUGAUACAGGAUCAAGAAAUCAAGUCAGACCAGGAAUGUCGGUGUCCAAUUACGAUGUAGAAAUCACUAGAAACGGUGACACGUUUACUGGAAGAUUACUUGCUCAGGUGAUCGUAGAAGACCCAAGUACACGAGAAGAUGAUAUCGUCUUCCAAGUUGAAGGUCUAACUAUAGAUUCAGUUCAGUUUUCAAUGGCAGGAGGGUCUAAUUUCCAAAAUGCAGAUUUUGGUGUAGAUGACGGAUUACUUGAAAUUAGUACUGGCAUUGAAGCAACUUUGUACAAUUUUAGAAUAGAAUAUCGUGGAUCUCUACAAGAGACCGGCUUUGGUCUGUAUGUUGGUAGAUAUUUUAACGACGGCACCUAUCUCGCUAUGAACCUACAUCCUACGUAUGCAAGACGAGUGUUCCCUUGUAUCGACGAACCGAACCAAUCAUCCACAAUAAGGUUCACGUUUAAUAACGUUGAGUAUGACAACUUGGUAGUGAAUUCAAUGCUAGAAGACAACAGUCAAACGCACUUCAGACCUUUACAAGGUCCUCCACAUUUAUGGGGCAUGGUGGCUCACAAUCUGAACAACGCUUAUUUCCCAACACCGAAUGUCGUGUUGAACGGACGUCCACAAGUUCUAAACCAAGAGGCUCAAGCAUCUAUCGCCAUUAAUCAUUAUUACCAUGCACUGAACGAAUGGACAAAUAAACCUUAUCUUGAAAUUAUUCUAAAUCAAAAUGGAAGAAUGAACAUUGUAGCAUUGCCUGAUUCUGACAGAGAUUGGUAUGCGCUGUCGACUGUGUGCAUAUGGGAACCGUAUGUAUUCAUGGAAAUUAACCAUUCAGUGAAACAAAGACAACUGGCUCUUACUAGAAUAGCCGAGAUGAUGUCGAAGCAAUGGUUCGGUUACGUCAUACACCCUGAGAACUGGCGCUUCCAGUGGGUCACCAGUGGCCUGUCAACAUAUGCUGGAUACGAAGUGCUUAAGGACUUCCAAGAUGGUCCCCUUGACACAGAUAAUGCUUUACUAGAUGUGAACACAUUAUUUGUAACUGAAGUAAUCCAAGAAAGUCUCCUGCGAGAUGCGUACAUCAAUACUCAAGCUCUGGAACCGAGCGAAGAUAUUUUUAAUGAAGAAGAUAUAAGACAUAAUGUUAAUGGCUUGUUGAAAUACAAAGCUCCCGCUAUCAUGAGAAUGCUAAGAUUGGUACUGGGCGGAGCUGAUGAUGACUUUAUACAGUUAGCUGCUAGAGCACUCCUCAAUAGCAGAUCUUUACAAACAGUUAAUUCAUUGAAUUUCUACGACGCAAUUAACAGUGAGUGGUUAUUUGGUGGUGCUGAAAUAAUAGGCAAUAUACAAGAUUUCUUAGAAGCAUGGGUUCAGGCCACAGGCUAUCCUACAAUUCACGUUGGUUUGAGACAAGGCGGUGUCCUUAUCACACAGGAGCGUUUUGCGUUCUCUCCUGUUACACAAAGGAACUAUGAAAUACCCAUUACAUACACAACCAGUGAGAAUCCAAACUUUGGUGAUGAUAAUAUUCAUCCAAUAAGUGUUAUUGAUGGAACAACAACUUUGGAUUUGGAUAUCGAUGAAGAAGGCUGGAUCAUAUUUAACAUUCAAGCUCAAGGUUAUUAUCGAGUGAACUACGAUCCAGAUUUAUGGGACAAUUUGAUAGAAGCUCUCGAAGACCCGGAGCGCAGGGAACAAAUACAUCCGCUGAACCGCGCUGCAUUACUGGAUGAUGCCCUUAACUUAGCAAGAGCCAGUAAAAUCGAUUAUGAAAUCGCAUUAAGAAUCGCUCUCACUAUGGAACAUGAAACAGAGUAUGCAGUUUGGAAGGCAUUCGUAAGAAAUAUGAAUUUCUUGAGGAAACGACUUACAGCAAUGGUUGAAGAAGAUGAUGACUUAGAUCAGGAUAUUUAUUUGAGAAUGGUGAGAAGAGCAAUUGUUGCAUUUGAAGAUGAAAUUGGCUUCCAACCGGAACGUGUAACAGAACCCGCCAUGGUAUCCCUAACUAGAGGUUUAGUGAUGGACCAUGCCUGCAGAUCUAACUAUGAUCCCUGUAUUGCUGUCGCCAUUGACCUGUUUUAUGAUCCUAAUAAUAAUGAAGUUGUAAAUCCAGACAUUCCUCGGGAUUUGAGACCAGCGGUCUAUUGCACGAUGGUGAGAGAGGGCGACGAAGAUACGAGAACAGCAUUAUAUGAACGAUUGGAAAUUGAACCAUCGUAUUACGAGCGUAUCGUAAUUUUGGAAUCACUGGCCUGUUCUCAAGAUGCCGGUUUUAUAAGAACGCUUUUAGAAGAAACAGUAGCAAACAAUAGCCCGUACAGCGCGGAGGAAAGCGUAAGAAUCUUCAAAGCAGUCGCAGAGAGCAGUUAUCAGAACGCAAGGCUAGCUCUCAGCUUCAUAUCGUUGAGAACAAAUGAAAUCAGGAAUAGGUACGGCGGUGCAGACAAACUGGAAGAAAUUAUAUUGACACUAGGAGAAAACAUGGCGAAUGCAGAUUUGUCAACUGACUUUAUUAACUGGACUGGUUCAAGGAACAACAACUUGGAUGAUUCUGAGAACUUUGCAGAACGAGUAGCAUCACACGUUGAUGAAAAUGUAGAUUGGGAUAACGCACAACUCGAAUAUGUAUACGAAUGGAUAGAUGAAAAUGAUGCGUCCACUGUAUUUGUUUCGGCAAUUUUAAUAACACUAUCUCUAGUUAUUACUAUUUUCAAUAAUUAAUUCUAUUAUUAUUUAGAGUAAGAAA
Messenger RNA from Papilio xuthus (Asian swallowtail), 3074 nucleotides. RefSeq names its product membrane alanyl aminopeptidase. Bases 110 to 3049 code for a protein of 979 amino acids. The transcript is spliced from 14 exons. NCBI's taxonomy places the organism in Eukaryota, Metazoa, Arthropoda, Insecta, Lepidoptera, Papilionidae. Gene Ontology annotation, biological process: peptide catabolic process; proteolysis. Gene Ontology annotation, molecular function: metalloaminopeptidase activity; zinc ion binding; peptide binding. The record is from RefSeq and is a predicted model, not a curated record. Gene Ontology annotation, cellular component: membrane; cytoplasm.